Messenger RNA from Chenopodium quinoa (quinoa), 714 nucleotides. Its product is annotated as DPH4 homolog. NCBI's taxonomy places the organism in Eukaryota, Viridiplantae, Streptophyta, Magnoliopsida, Caryophyllales, Amaranthaceae. The record is from RefSeq and is a predicted model, not a curated record. The transcript has 2 exons. Gene Ontology annotation, biological process: tRNA wobble uridine modification; protein histidyl modification to diphthamide. Gene Ontology annotation, cellular component: cytosol; nucleus. Gene Ontology annotation, molecular function: metal ion binding. The coding region runs from base 1 to 714 and encodes 237 amino acids.
AUGCCUUGUCAUAGGGAUUUGCCUCCGAGCAUGACUCUUCAUGUGCAGUCCACCUUGGAAACAUACUAUGAUAUCCUUCAUGUAAGGGAGGACGCAAGCUUUGAUGAGAUCCGCCAAAGCUAUAGGUUAGCCCUACUCCAGUCCCACCCUGAUAAACUGUGUAAAUCAUCUGAAAUGCCAAAAUCAGUUGACGAUGUAGAUGAUAAAUUCAUGAAAGUCCAAAAGGCUUGGGAAACCCUUGGGGAUUUGCGAUCACGUGCUCUCUAUGAUGACAAGCUAAGAAGUUUGAGAUGUGAUGAAUUAGUUGCGGAAGAUGUUGCUUUGGACGACAUGAUGGUUGAGGAUAAUGGGGAAGAAUUGGAUUUCUGUUAUCAAUGUCGAUGUGGUGAUUUUUUUAUAAUUAGUUGGCCUGAGUUGGAAGAAAUGGGUUAUAUGCUGUGUAAGGAUCCUGAGGAUGAGGUUUCUGUUCGGACAGUUGAGGGUUUGCCAGGUUGUGUGAUUCUUCCCUGCAGUUCAUGUUCUCUGAAAAUCCGCUUAUUGAUCAAUACCAAUAGUAAACACAGCAAAAGGCUUGUGGUCAGCAAUGUCUCAUUCUUUACCAGAAUUCUCUCAUUUGUUAAAUCAAUCUCUUAUGGGGUGGAUGGUGCUAGAGGAACUUUCACUAUGGGUAUUGCAGUGGCCAGAAAAAUCGAUCAACUGUGUGAUCUAUGGUGA